AUGCUUACCCUGAUCGAGGGCGAGACCCAGGGCGGCGACCUGAUGUCUGAGGAGGACAUCCAGGGCGGCGACCUGAUGUCUGAGGAGGACAACCAGGGCGGCGACCUGAUGUCUGAGGAGGACAACCAGGGCGGCGACCUGAUGUCUGAGGAGGACAUCCAGGGCGACGACCUGAUGUCUGAGGACACCCAGGGCGGCGACCUGAUGUCUGAGGACACCCAGGGUGGCGACCUGAUGUCUGAGGACACCCAGGGCGGCGACCUGAUGUCUGAGGACACCCAGGGUGGCGACCUGAUGUCUGAGGACACCCAGGGCGACGACCUGAUGUCUGAGGACACCCAGGGUGGCGACCUGAUGUCUGAGGACACCCAGGGUGGCGACCUGAUGUCUGAGGACACCCAGGGUGGCGACCUGAUGUCUGAGGACACCCAGGGCGGCGACCUGAUGUCUGAGGACACCCAGGGUGGCGACCUGAUGUCUGAGGACACCCAGGGCGACGACCUGAUGUCUGAGGACACCCAGGGUGGCGACCUGAUGUCUGAGGACACCCAGGGUGGCGACCUGAUGUCUGAGGACACCCAGGGCGACGACCUGAUGUCUGAGGACACCCAGGGUGGCGACAUGAUGUCUGAGGACACCCUGGGCGGCGACCUGAUGUCUGAGGACACCCAGGGUGGCGACCUGAUGUCUGAGGACACCCAGGGUGGCGACCUGAUGUCUGAGGACACCCAGGGCGGCGACCUGAUGUCUGAGGACACCCAGGGCGACGACCUGAUGUCUGAGGACACCCAGGGUGGCGACCUGAUGUCUGAGGACACCCUGGGCGGCGACCUGAUGUCUGAGGACACCCAGGGUGGCGACCUGAUGUCUGAGGACACCCAGGGUGGCGACCUGAUGUCUGAGGACACCCAGGGCGGCGACCUGAUGUCUGAGGACACCCAGGGCGACGACCUGAUGUCUGAGGACACCCAGGGUGGCGACCUGAUGUCUGAGGACACCCAGGGCGACGACCUGAUGUCUGAGGACACCCAGGGUGGCGACCUGAUGUCUGAGGACACCCAGGGCGACGACCUGAUGUCUGAGGACACCCAGGGUGGCGACCUGAUGUCUGAGGACACCCUGGGCGGCGACCUGAUGUCUGAGGACACCCAGGGUGGCGACCUGAUGUCUGAGGACACCCAGGGUGGCGACCUGAUGUCUGAGGACACCCAGGGUGGCGACCUGAUGUCUGAGGACACCCAGAGCGGCGACCUGAUGUCUGAGGACACCCAGGGCGGCGACCUGAUGUCUGAGGACACCCAGGGCGGCGACCUGAUGUCUGAGGACACCCAGGGUGGCGACCUGAUGUCUGAGGACACCCAGGGCGGCGACCUGAUGUCUGAGGACACCCAGGGCGGCGACCCCGUCAUCGAGGACACAGACCACAGCAAUGUAGUAAGGUGUAUUCCCGUCCCCGCCUCUAAACGGUCGUAA
Procambarus clarkii (red swamp crayfish) is the source of this 1473-nucleotide messenger RNA. RefSeq names its product activating transcription factor 7-interacting protein 1-like. The record is from RefSeq and is a predicted model, not a curated record. Lineage: Eukaryota; Metazoa; Arthropoda; Malacostraca; Decapoda; Cambaridae.